AUGCGUGUCGUCGUAUUUGGAGCUUCCGGCGUUCAGGGCCGUCACCAAGUCUAUGCCCUCGCGCAAGCAGGCCAUUCCGUGGUUGCAGUCAGUCGCAACCCUCAACCGCUACAAGUUGACGGAAAGCCUGUCGAAACGUUUGCUGCAGACUUUUCCGACAAAGCUGCCAUUGAGCAGGUACUUCAAGACGCAGACCGAGUGUUCCUCAACCUGCCAUCAACUUCUUUCAACAAGUCCGAACCCAUCAUCGCCGCUACAAAAAACAUCGGCGAAGCUGCGAAGAAAGCCAAGGUUCCCCUGAUACUUUUCAACACCAGCAUGCCAGUUCCCAAGCAGCCACAAGAUAUCCAAGCACAGGAUGAUCGAAGAGUAAUGAGAUCCUCGUUACGGGAGCAUGUCCCGGUAAUCAGCAUUGAGCCCGUGGUUUACCUUGACAAUCUUCUCGAAGGCUGGGCUUUGCCUCCAAUCCGCGACCGACAGACCGUCGUCUACUGCCACAAGCCAGACCUUCGUGUGUCAUGGAUCUGCCACCAUGAUGUCGCGCAAAUUAUGAUGGCUGCCAUGCAUAGACCGGAACUUGCCGGACGCGACAUUCCUAUCGGCGGUCCUGAAAUUGUUGUGCUUUCCCAGCUCACGGAGAAACUAUCGAGAGCCUGGGGCAAGGAGCUUAGCUACGAAAAUCAGACUGUGCCAGAUUUUUGUGACAAGAUUAGCAAGACGAUGCAGGGAAGAGGGCUGGAGACUGAGACGGUGGUGAGCCAGAUGUUCAAGGCGUAUACAUACUAUAACGAGGCAGAAGAUGAGCCGUUCAAUAUCGAUAUGAAGCCUGUCAUUAGUGAACUGGGUAUUGAGCUCACACCGAUUGAAGAGUGGGCUAAGAGGAGAAGCCCUUGGGAUGAUAAGGGUUACUACUAG
Bipolaris zeicola 26-R-13 is the source of this 915-nucleotide messenger RNA. RefSeq lists its product as uncharacterized. Bases 1 to 915 code for a protein of 304 amino acids. The record is from RefSeq and is a predicted model, not a curated record. The transcript has a single exon. NCBI's taxonomy places the organism in Eukaryota, Fungi, Ascomycota, Dothideomycetes, Pleosporales, Pleosporaceae.